UCAGGGGGCAGAUCGUAGUCAGGAUGACGAUGACUUCGUUUCUGCUUUCUAAAAAUCACCCAACUCUGAUAAAGGAUGGAUAGAUAGAUAAGCUCAAAACUCCCCCAAUUUCGUAAUCCUCACUCCAAACCAUCCUCAAAACCCUCACUCCUCUUCACACUAUCCAUUUCCAGAUAGAUAUCGAUUCCUUUCAUGCAUUGAGGGACGCGAAAUUAAAGCCAAUAGCCAUGGCGAUUUCCGAUGCGGUGGUGGGGAAUUUGACCACGCUCUACCUGGCGGCGAUAGUGGCGAUGAAAGUGUACGGCUCCGUCACCGGCCGCAGCUUCGGCGGAGGAUUUGUAUUGAUCGCCUCCACGGCCGCGGUCGGCGCUCUGCUCAUCGCGAGCCUCACGUGGGACGUGUCGCGUAAGGCAACGUACGCGCUCACUCGCCGCCACCGCCUCCGUCACCAUAAUCAGCCGCAACAGAACCACCACGACGGCCAUGAAAUGUGCAGGGGAGGUAUCUGCUGGCACGGCGUCGCCGUUAAGUCUCCGGCGUCUCAGGUCCGAUUCCGCCUCCCGCAGCCCCAGCCCCACAACCGCUUGUAGCGAAUUUAAUGCGUAUCGGUCAUAAAGAUAAGGUCGCAUUCACUUUUAAUUUUUUCCUAUCUCUGUAAGUAUGUAAUUAACCCCCCCCCCCCCCCCCCCCCCCCCCCCCCCCNCCCCCCUCCUGGCCCUUCCUACUUACUUUCUUCUUCUUUUUACUGAUAUAAUACAUAAUAUCUUGUGUGGGUGUGUAUGUAUAUGCUCCAUCUUGUACAUCUGAGAUGCUUUUCCCAACGAUUCCCAGCUUCUAUUUUGCUUCCCCCAGUUACUAUGAUGCAAUUAUAUGUGUUUAUGAAGCAAAUUAAAUUACAUACAGAA
Messenger RNA from Ipomoea triloba (trilobed morning glory), 905 nucleotides. RefSeq lists its product as uncharacterized. Bases 228 to 590 code for a protein of 120 amino acids. The record is from RefSeq and is a predicted model, not a curated record. Lineage: Eukaryota; Viridiplantae; Streptophyta; Magnoliopsida; Solanales; Convolvulaceae. The transcript has a single exon.